AUGACAGAACAACAGCAACAACAACACAAGCAAGUGCGCUGCAGAAAUCUACGAAGAAACGUAGAAAUCGGUGCUAAGAAGAUGUGGCUGCCGCUUAUCAUUUUCCUUUCACUGCAGGUCGCACUCGUCUGCGCGGACGAUGUGGAGGUGGUGAAGGCGAUUGCCGGCGGACCCGACGACGAUCUGACCAUCGCUCUUGGGGAUCACGAGAACGAGCUGGACCAGAUGGCCCAGGAAUCGGAGCAGGAGCAGCAGGCCCAGGCGCAACAGCAGCAGCAGCAGCAACAGCAGCAACAACAGCAGCAGCAACAGCAGCAGCAGCAUCAGCAGUUGCCGCAGAUCCAGAUGCAGUUGCCGCAAUCGGUGCCCAAGGUGCAGGUGCACUACCAGCACAACAUGCCGCAGCCGCCUCCAAAUGUGGCACUCACCAUGCGCAACAAUCACCAGAACAUCCCGCUGAGCUUUGGCCAGCCGUUCGGACCUCCUCCGCCACCGGGUGCCCAGUUCUACAAGGGACCACCGCCGCCGCAGCUGCAGCAGCGACCGCAGCCACCGCCGCAGUUGCAGUUGCAGGUGCAGCCGCAGCAGCAACAGCAGCAGCAGCAGCAACAUACGCAGCAGCAGCAGCAGCAGGGUCAGCAGCAGCAGGUGCAGGUGCCCGACUUGAGUGUGGGCGGAUCGAGCAACAAUGAGAUCUGGGCGGCACCGGUGCAGGACAUGCCCAAGAUUGUGUCGCUGGACGUGAAGUGCGAGAAGAACGGCAUGAAGGUGUUCGUGCAGUUCGACAAGCCCUUCAAUGGCAUUGUGUUCUCCAAGGGCCACUACAGCAACAUGAACUGCGUGCACCUGCCAUCGGGAUUGGGACGCAGCUCGGCGACCUUCGACAUUGGACUGCAUGAGUGCGGCACCGCCGGCAAUACGGACAACUAUGGCCAGGGCUAUGGCCAUGAGGCGGGCAGCACGGGAGCUGGUACCUAUUUCGAGAACAUUAUCGUCAUCCAGUACGAUCCGCAGGUGCAGGAGGUGUGGGAUCAGGCCAGGAAGCUGCGUUGCACGUGGCAUGAUCAGUACGAGAAGAGCGUCACCUUCCGUCCAUUCCCGGUCGAUAUGCUGGAUGUGGUGAGGGCCGAUUUUGCUGGCGAUAACGUUGGCUGCUGGAUGCAGAUACAGGUGGGCAAGGGUCCGUGGGCAUCCGAGGUGUCUGGCCUGGUUAAGAUCGGCCAGACGAUGACCAUGGUGCUGGCCAUCAAGGAUGACGACUCCAAGUUCGACAUGCUGGUGCGGAAUUGUGUGGCGCACGACGGCAAGAGGGCGCCCAUCCAACUGGUGGACCAGCGUGGCUGUGUCACCCGACCCAAGCUCAUGUCGCGCUUCACCAAGAUCAAGAACUUUGGCGCCUCUGCGUCCGUGCUGUCCUAUGCCCACUUCCAGGCCUUCAAGUUCCCCGACUCGAUGGAGGUGCAUUUCCAGUGCACCAUCCAGAUCUGUCGCUACCACUGUCCCGAGCAAUGUUCGGCGGAAACGAACCUGCAGGAUGUCCACCACCUGCAGGUGGGUCCAGAAUCGCAGUACGGACCACCGCCGCAACUCCAUGUGGAUGCCUACCAUGUGGCCAGCGCGAUUGGCAAGCGGCGGGACGAGCGAAGGGUGCAGCGACGUGCCCGAGCGGUGGCCGAGCCGCAGGUGGGUCUGAACAGGAUCAUCAAGGUGGUCUCCUCCGGCGAUCUGACCUUCGCCAUCGACGAGCAGGCCGGCGGUAAUGGUAGCACACCGAAUGGCGCCAACUCCGGCGUGGAUCGCAGUCCACAGACCAUGGUAUUUCCACUGCGCGAGGAGGGCCUGAUCUGCAUGACCACGCCGGGCUUUGCCAUCACGCUCAUCGUGCUGCUGGGCAUCCUGGUGACGUCCUGCCUCACGUCCGCCGUGCUCUACGUUCGACUGCGUCCGUUCUCCUCGUUCGCCGGCAGCGCCAAGGAGCGCGCUGUGGCCUUCACGAAUCCCCAGCUGGCACCGCUGCCCGUCAUCCAGCUGCCCUCGCCGGCGGAUCUGCAGGGAACGCUCUCCAAGAAGCGGGCGAUGUCGUGA
Messenger RNA from Drosophila teissieri, 2085 nucleotides. RefSeq lists its product as uncharacterized. Lineage: Eukaryota; Metazoa; Arthropoda; Insecta; Diptera; Drosophilidae. The record is from RefSeq and is a predicted model, not a curated record. Bases 1 to 2085 code for a protein of 694 amino acids. The transcript is spliced from 4 exons.